AUGCCGGGUGCCAGAGGAUCUCCCCAAGGAUGUGGGACAUGUAAGAGGCGGAAAGUAGCAUGCGACCGUCAGAGACCACUUUGUCUUCGCUGCACCAAAGCUGGACUGGAAUGUAGUGGAUACGACAAAGUUCUAACUUUCGUCAAUAGAGAUGCUUCGAAUAUUCAUAGUAGCGGGCGACAAGCUCUCACUUCUGCUUUUCAAACCGGUACCGGAGAAAAGAGACAGAAGUCGGCCCAAAGACGCAAUGCAGCAUCUCCAUCAAUGAGAUCAAGAUCCGAAUCACCCGCCAGUAUCGCGGUUUCACCCACUAAGUCAAUCGUCAAGCAAGAACAUCUGGUCUCUCAAGAAGAGCUCCAUAUUGCCCUCCGCAAUGGCACAGCAGCAGCUUCUCUUCAAGACCGCCAAAAGCUCUUUGGAACCUCGGUCAUCAGAUUGCCAAUGCUAGGUCUCCUGACUCGGUACUAUGUCGCCGAAGGAGACGCGCUCAAUCAAGCCGAGCUGUACAACCAAAUCAACAAAGUUUUAGAUCCGACUCGAAUUUUCGACUCAGCUAUUGCGGCAGCUGCUCUUACGAGAUGUGGUCAAGUGGAUCAUGACCAGGAGCUGGUGUUUCAAGGAACAGAUCAGUAUGGGAGGACUAUCAAAGGGUUGAUGAAGGUGCUGCAAGAUCCAAAGUUGAGAUUGGAGGAUGAGACGUUGGCUGUCUGUGUGCUGUUGUCUGCUUAUGAGUUGUUUGCGGGUACUGACCCAUACUUGUCACCUUGGAUUUCGCAUAUGGAUGGUGUGGCCCAAUUGAUUAAGCUUCGUGGUCCUGAGCGACAUCAGUCAUCUCUAGGUCAUCAAAUCUUCCUUCAUUAUCGGACGAGUGCUGCCCUACAAGCUGUCAUGUCUCGAAAAUCCUCGUUCCUCUCGACAUUGGAAUGGCUCACUAUCCCAUUCGUCACCACCCCUAAAGACUUCUUCCAUCUUCUGCUCGACCUUGUCUUUGAUCUUGCCAGUAUCCUUGAACUGUCAGAUACCGCUGCUAUCAUUUCUGUACCCGAAAUUCGUACACGCCAACAAAUCAACGCUCGAUGUACAGCCUUGAGUCAAAGAUUCGAAUCCUGGUUCAAGGCUCCUCAACUAGGUCUGGGCCGCACUGCUUGGAGAAAAAUAAGGAGCAAGAUAAUGGUUGCAGAAGAUAGGAAGAAUGAGGGCAGAGUAUUCACAUCGUAUUACGAAUUUGAAAAUCUGGUGGUCGCACAAGUCCUGCUUAGCUAUUGGGCCGCAUCAAUAAUCCUCUCAACUACAGCGCUCUUGAACGUUGCUGCGUUGGCUGUUCUAACGCCACCUUCGACAGCGGAGUCCUCGAGCUCGCAAGAAUCGAUGCUUGACUCAAUGAAGAAGAACGCCAUAGAUAUAGCCAAGUCAAUACCGUAUUGUCUCCAGCCUCAACACAAGACAGCAGGACCAAUUAUUACAGUCCAUCCUCUUCACGUGGCUAUGCAAGUCUUCUCCAAGUUCGACAUGCAAAGAGAGUUGAGAUGGUGUGAGGAAGUGUUCGAUAUUGUGUGCAGGGGUGGUUCGCCUUUCAAAGACGCUCCGUCUGAGGAAAGUGGCGAUGCCAGAACUGGAAAAGAGAGCGGAGAAGUUGAACUGAGAUACCAAUUGCAUUUGCCAAAAUUUGGGAAAAGCGCCUUGAGCCUGGGGUGA
Mollisia scopiformis is the source of this 1695-nucleotide messenger RNA. RefSeq lists its product as uncharacterized. The coding region runs from base 1 to 1695 and encodes 564 amino acids. The record is from RefSeq and is a predicted model, not a curated record. Gene Ontology annotation, molecular function: zinc ion binding; DNA-binding transcription factor activity, RNA polymerase II-specific. NCBI's taxonomy places the organism in Eukaryota, Fungi, Ascomycota, Leotiomycetes, Helotiales, Mollisiaceae. Gene Ontology annotation, biological process: regulation of DNA-templated transcription. The transcript has 5 exons.